AUGACAAUCCAGGUCGUGGCACCCAAUGUCCACGAUGCGUGCUCUAUUCAGCAACUUUUCUCCCAAAACGACUGGAGUUUGGAAGAAGAGAUCGAUGAGUACUUUCACAAUGCCCUCUUUGGAGACACAUUCGGUGUGACGCCUGGUAAAGAUGACAUUCAAGAGAUUGAAAUCUUCGACCGAGCGGAGCUAAUGGAUUUCUUUCCUUCGUUCGAGAGUGGUGCCUUCAAAGAUUUGGCCUUGGAGAACUGCAAGAUGUCUUACUAUCCGAUUGAAAGGGUCGGCAUGGACCCCGGCCUGUACUUCACCACCGACGUGAUACUCGGCGGUUUGCUCGACGGACCCCUUGGAUUUUUCAAGAUGUUCCUGUCAGAGUCUUAUAUCAGACUCCGCCUCAGUGCGUUCCUGGGAUUCACUCUCGAGCCAAACGCACCAGUUCAUAUGGAUAAGCUUGUCCUCACCGGCUGUAUCGCUGGUUUGAAGCUAUGCUACCCUCCUGGAUUUGUUCUGAUUGAGAUUAUCACGGCUGGUGUUCGAAUCGUGAUUGAUAAUGAGACAGCACCGCCAAUCACGGCGACAUCAAGUACACCGCAGACUCAGACGACCUCUUCUACACCACCAAGUACUUCUGACCCGUCCUCCAAGAAUUCGACGACAAUGGUUAGCCUGACAGAUCCUAAGACUCUUUCUGGUGUUGGAGCUGCUGCACUGACCAAUCCAUCCGGACCUGUGACUAAGGAGAAAGAUCCUAUGACUGCCACGACUCAUAAACAAGGCAACAGCAGCUUCAGUGCUGAAGUCUUCGGCAACAUCCUGUUCCACAUUCAUGUGGGCCGAGUCAAACCUUUACAACUUCAGUACACCGCGACGUUCGUAGACGAAAGUAUUCGUUUACGGAUGGUGCUGUCACAUGGUAAAUCAUGGAGGGACGCUUUCGGCGUGGAGGACUUUAAUCUUGAUGAUGUUGUUAUAGAAGCGAACAUACCAACCAAGUCAGCCGAUAAGGUCUUCAAGGAUAAAGCUGACAAAGCCGCUCUUGAUGAGGGCCUUGAAUGCAAAAUUAAGGCCAGCUGGGCGUUUGGCAACAACAAGAGGUUGUUUGUUGCCGGGGCCGUCUACUCCGCAGGACAAACUCAAAAAGUAUCCUAUCUCGAGGCAGUUCUAUCAUCUCCAACGUGGAAAGAUCUCGCCGCAAUCGCAGAGAAGCUUCACGGCAACACUCCACCAGCCCCUGAGGGUCGGUUCGAGCUUGAUACUCUGCAGUUGCGCAUCACUCAAACCGGGUUGUUCACACUCUAUGGUAAAGUGACUGUUGAAGGGGGCAGUUUCGAUGCUGCCAUUGUCAUAUCCAAGAGUGGUCUUUUCAUCUCAGGAUCUGCUACCGAAUUCCGGGUACCUGACAGCUCUGUCGUUAUCAAAGAAGCAAAGCUGGACUUGACCAUCGCCAGACGAUCGAAGGAUGGCAAGGACCCCCUCAGCGAAGAUCCCAGCAAGACUGAGGCACAAGUCGAAGUACCUAAAGGUACUGAAAGCACCACCACUUUACCACAAGCUAGCGGUCCAACUGUUCCCGCGACCGCUGGAGAGAGCUCUCUGGAUGAAGCAAAGCGGAAUCACAAACUGACUGCCGUUCCCGCCAAGCAGGCUGCUACCAAGACCGAAGGGACUUCCCAGCCUGCUACUAUCGAACCAGCCGGCAAGAAAGAAGUCUCGUGGUACUUCGGUCUCAAGGUCAAUGGUGUUGUCAUCGUUGACUAUGGCAAUCACGGCUCUUCAGACCCUACCGUUGAGCCAAAGUUCAAAUUCACGGUAUCACUUUCAUUAGCCAAAUYUCCAGGCAAGUCCUUGGAAGUCGUGCUUGCUGGCAAGGCACGAUCUACCGUCUCACUGAGAGAUUUGUGUGGUGAUGCCAUCGACGAAGGUGGUUUUUUGAAUGCCCGGCUGUCUGACCUUACGAUCCUUGGUACCAAUGCCGAUAAUCCUUACGUCCCUGCAGAGAUAACACGGUUCCCAUUGAAGAAAGGAUUCUACGUCUGUGCUACUUUGGAUCGAGUGCCCCUGCUCGAAGGGAAGGAUGGCGAGAGUAAGGCUGUGAAGAAGACUGUUGCGACCGAUCGAGCAUAUCUUCGUAUCGGUUAUGAGGCAGGUGUGAAGAUACCGAAGAUCACGGUGUUUCUUCCUCCUUCAUUUCGGAUUGAGUUUGGUGACAGAUUCUACACUGGUGGUAUAUACCUGGACAUCGACCCUGCUAAUAAGCCCAUUGCCAAAUUCUAUGGCGAGCUCUACAUGCGAAUGGAGGACGAGACCAAGAAGCCCAUCAAGUUCGUUCUCGCGAUCGGCGCCGAUGCUUUGACUGGAUCACUCGAGCUCAAAAUGGACGCUGCUGAUGGUCUCAAGGGGCCGCUCGGCUUGAGCGAUAAAUUCGUGCUCUAUUCGCUUCAAGGUUCGGUAGAUGUCACUUGGGCACUUUUCGUUGCUUCCGGAGCCAUCAACAGUUUUGGACUAGGAGCAGACUUGAAAGUCGUUGAAGAUCGAUACAAGAUCCAGCUGAGAUUAGGCGCCAAUCCAGUCGAUACGCUGAUCAACAUUCAGGGGCCACGUACGAUGGGCCUGAAGCAACUCGCGAAUUUCAUCGGUGCCAUAGUUGACGAGCCCUUACCUGUACCCGACUUCAAAGCGGUCAGUCUUCACGGUCUGGAUGUCUAUGUCAGCAAAGGAUGUACCUGGAUCGACGAAUUCUAUCCGGCUGGCAUCCGCUUCAAGGGCAUGAUCAAGCUCUGGGACUUUGAGGCUACAUUGCAGGCAGAGUUCUCACUAUCUUCCGGCUUUUAUCUUUUGACUCGAAUCAAAGGCUUUGAGCUGGGGCCCUUGAAGGUCAAAGGUGCGCGCCCGGAAGAUCCGGACGUUUUGAUGGAAGUCUAUCUCAAUGCCAUCAAGCAAAGCUUCUUCCUGACUGGAGGAAUUGAAGUCUUUGGUAUAUAUUGCUCGGUUUUCAUCGAUAUCCAGUACAUGCCGACGCCGAAAUUCGUCUUCGAUUUCGAGCUCAUCUGGAGUGCUGGAUUGAUCAUCAAAGUCCACGCCGAGAUGGUGACUGCCAAGAAGCGGCCAGACGGGAAGUCACUUGUUUCUGGCAAGGAAAUGGAAGAGCACCCUAGUAAGCACGACUGGGAAGUGUACGUUCUCGUGGAGCAAUCAAUCCUCGCUCAGGUCAAAGUGGCCAUCCUGGCCGCCAUAGAAAGGACCCACAAAGCAAUGAAAGAAGGUAUUGGGAAAGCAAUCGAUGCAGUCAACAAGGAGCAAGAGAUUUACGAUCGCAGAUGCGCUGCGGCUGAAGCAGAACUUCAGGCCGAGCUGGAAAAGACACAGCGAGAAAUCGACCAGUUGGAGGUACAACUUGCAGCCGCCAGACGAGAUCUGGCCGAAACUGUGUCGAACAAUGAGCGCUUGAUAAGAGAUGCCAAUGCCAAACGGGCGUCUGACUUGGCGCAGGGGGAGAAAACCCGAGCAGAUAACAUCGAGAAGGUGAACGCAAAGUAUCGGGAUGCAGACGCAAACACCCGUUAUAAGCAGCAAGAUAAGGACACCCGCAUACUCACUGCUCAACGCGAUCGAGAUGUCAAACGGGGUGACUUUUUCUCUCAGUUUGGAAAUGCAGAACGGUCGCUGAGGGAGGCGAGCGAGAAGGUGUACUAUKCUCAAAGAGAAGUGGAUCGCUUGAAAGAUCUUAUGCGAGAAUYGGAACAGCGGAUCCGUGAUUCAUUCUUCCGGCCAGACUUGCACCUGCAACUUGGCAUUGUGAAUAACACAUGGGCGGUUGCCAGACUUGGUCUGCUAUUGGCAGAAGGAACUCUCAUAGGAGUCCAAGCGAUCAUGACGACCGAACCAUUCAGACGUUUGAAGGAUCUCAUGGAAAGCGCCGAGCGAUAUCUGUCGACUAUCGCGGAUCAAGUCUCAUCAGCUCUGAGGUUGGCCAUCACCGAGGCACAACUUGCUUUCCAGAAGCUUCAAGAAGCCAUACAAGAAGGAGAUUUCAGCUUCGCGAAUCUGGAGAGGAAGUGCGAUGAGUUCGCUGCUCAGACGAAUGAGAAUUGCAAACGAUACGAGAAGGAAAAGAAUGAUCGAUGCGAAGUCUUGCAAUUGGAAGGAGAGCGCGUCAAGAAGGCGGCUAGUCAACUUGGAACGUCCGUCCUCCAGCAAGCCGUAAAGAUUGCUCGGGACAACAAUAUCGCUUUAAUCGCGGCUAAGCAUGCUCUGGAGGCCUUCCAGAAGUUUGAGCAGACGGCAUACACCGCCAUUAAGGAGUUUGUGAGCGCGGCACUCGACGCUGUCGUGGACAUUCAGAAGAUUGAGCUCAAAGGCGUCAUACGCGCUGACGAGAGUCUGCAGGAAGCCUUUGAGCUGACUGUCGAGGGCGUGCUAGGCGGGAAGAAGUUCGUGUGUUCCGAGACGUGGAUGCCAGAUAAGACGGGACUGUUCCUGGCUAAAAUUGGUUUGMGUGCUAUUUCUGCUAUUACGGGGUCGAAUGUGGACAAGGAGAUUGCUGCAAUUGAGGAGGACAUGAAAGUCCGCUGA
Ramularia collo-cygni is the source of this 4572-nucleotide messenger RNA. RefSeq lists its product as uncharacterized. Lineage: Eukaryota; Fungi; Ascomycota; Dothideomycetes; Mycosphaerellales; Mycosphaerellaceae. The coding region runs from base 1 to 4572 and encodes 1523 amino acids. The record is from RefSeq and is a predicted model, not a curated record. The transcript has 8 exons.